This is a messenger RNA of Pisolithus orientalis, 3328 nucleotides long. RefSeq lists its product as uncharacterized. The transcript is spliced from 19 exons. NCBI's taxonomy places the organism in Eukaryota, Fungi, Basidiomycota, Agaricomycetes, Boletales, Pisolithaceae. The record is from RefSeq and is a predicted model, not a curated record. Bases 365 to 3250 code for a protein of 961 amino acids. Gene Ontology annotation, cellular component: cytoplasm. Gene Ontology annotation, biological process: purine nucleobase catabolic process. Gene Ontology annotation, molecular function: allantoinase activity.
CGUCACGAGGCUUGGCAUUGCGUGACAAUACGAUAUUACAUGCGACUGUACAUUUAGUACGGCCCUGCGACAUGGAUCUCAGCUACCAUUUCUGUAAUGGCAGGUUCGAUGAAUGGGUUCAUUCAAGACGUCACGAUAUCCCCCUUUCCUUUUCCUUCAGGGCUGUCUUCCGAAGAAUAAGAUGCGAGGAAGGCGAGAAUAUCGGUUAUGGUACUUCUCCGUGAGUUCCCCACAAUUCGCUUCCGCCGUUAUGGAGCUCCAAUGUCAGGCAUCGAUGUGUCCUAACAUGUCGAGAGCGAGCGGUGCACUCUGAUGUAUAAAAACUACCCCGCACGUUCUCGCAUUCCCCAUCCCCCAGCUACGCAUGCAUACCAUAGAGAAAGGACUUCCAGUCUACAAUGCUGAACAACGCAAUCAAUCGGCGCAACAGCGUCCUUCACUCAACAUCAGGCCUCUGGUCUUUCCUCUGCUCGUAUCUGUAGUUCUAGGUUUCUCUCUUUGCCCCAGGUUUCCGCUCGUGGCCGAUGGUGGCAACCACACGGCUCAGGUUCCUUUCACCUUGAGCGAUAUCGUUGCGCAGUGCAAUGCUUUGGAUGUGUCCCCAGGCCCGCCUCCCGACUUCGAUAGCCGAAACGUGUCCGACAGAUAUGAAUUGGGCACACCGACUGUUUUGAUCCGCAACGCCACCAUCUGGACUGGUGUCAAUGACGGCAGUGAAAUCGUAGCUGGCGACAUUCUGUUAGACCAGGGUCUUAUUCAGCAAAUAGGCACGCAACUCGAUGUCCCCGAGGACGCUUUAUUUAUUGAUGCUCAGGGUGCUUGGGUGACGCCAGGAAUCGUCGAUGUACAUUCACACCAUGGUGUUAUGUCUUCUCCCCUUCUUUCUGGAGCAGAUGACACAGAUUCUCCUAAUGGGAUUACCCAGCCAUGGUUGCGUUCUUUAGACGGCCUGAACACUCACGAUGCCUACAACUUAUCCGUCGCAGGAGGGGUUACUACCUCUCUUAUUCUGCCAGGUUCAAAUAAUGCUAUUGGGGGACAGGGAUUCACAAUAAAGAUGCGAGCCACCAGCGAGAGAUCCUCUACCUCGAUGCUUGUUGCCCCUCCUUAUGGACUGGAUGGCUCCGACAUUGACUACUCCAUUCCACCGCUAUGGCGACACAUGAAGCAUGCAUGUGGAGAGAAUCCCUCGAAGUCAUAUGGUGGUGUCAGGAUGGACACUGUCUGGGCAUACAGAAGUUUGUACGACAAGGCACGUCAGAUGAAGGAAAAGCAGGACGAAUAUUGUGCCAAAGUACUUAAUGGCACAGCGACAGAUGAGCUUGGUCCGUUCCCAAACGAUUUGCAGUAUGAAGCGGCGGUCGACACGCUGCGUGGUAAAGUCAAGGUCCAUGUUCAUUGUUACGAGGCUGUUGACCUCGAUGCUUUCGUCCGGUUGACGAACGAGUUCAAGUUCCCCGUCGCCGCUUUCCACCACGCACUCGAGGCUUAUCUCGUACCAGGACUUCUCAAGAAGGCCUACAAUCACACUCCUGCAAUUGCAACGUUUGGUUCUUUUGCGAGGUUCAAGCGUGAGGGGUAUAGACAUUCAACAUACGCGCCUCGCGUCCUACAUGAUGCAGGUUUUGACGUCAUUAUGAAGAGUGACACCCCAGCAGCGGUUGUGACCCGUUGGCUUCUCCAUGAUGCCCAGCAAGCUUACUAUUAUGGUCUUCCUGAAGACGCUGCGAUCGCUUCAGUCACGACUACGGCCGCCAGACUGCUUGGUCUUGACUACAGACUUGGCUAUGUCAAAGAAGGUUACGAUGCAGAUCUCGUGAUUUGGGACAGUCACCCAUUGGCUCUAGGCGCCACGCCCCUGCAAGUGUUCAUCGAUGGGAUUCCUCAACUUACGAACCCCGUCUCAGCUCUGAAGGAGUCAUUUCAGGAGGCAGCCGUCACACCAAACUUUGAUGAUGAGGCGCAAACUGCAGUCAGUUAUGAAGGCUUGCCCCCUCUCGAUCCUAAGGAGGUUGUGACCGCCGUGGUCUUCCGCAAUGCGUCUAGCAUUUGGCAGAGGGAUUCCAACGGUGCGCAACUUGUCUACGAGGCGCCCGGACCAGACUAUGAAGGCGUGCUUGUAUUUGAUGGCACUAUCGUUUGUAACGGAUCGGCGGAUGCCUGUCCUCCGGACAACUAUCCGGACUAUUACAUUCAAGAUCUCCAGCGUGGUUCUAUCAUGCCUGCAUUGACUUCUGUAGGAACAGCUCUCGGUCUGCAAGAGAUUCCGUUGGAGAUCACCACGUCAGAUGGACCCGUUAAAGACCCUUUGUGGGAUUCAGUGCCGAGUAUACUGAGCGAUGGAAUUGUCGCUGCUUAUGACGGUCUCAUAUUUGGUACCCGAGAUGCUAUGCUCGCAUACCGCGCUGGUGUGACAUCAUCUGUCACUGCACCUAUUAGUCCUGCUAGUGGCGACAGCUUGAACGUCGGCUUCCUUGAGGGUAUCAGCACGCACCUUUCCCUCGGUGCAAAACACAAGCUAGAAAAGGGUGCGGUCAUAAAACGGAAUGCUGCCUUGCAUGUUGGUAUACUACACAGAAGCACGGGUGUAAGCGUCAGCACGCAGAUAGCCACACUGCGCAACUUGCUCUUCAAUCACGAGAGUUCGCUCAGAGGACAGAUGUUCCAAGCAGUAUACAAUGGCACGCUCACAUUAGCCGUGGACGCGAAGAACGCGGACAUCAUCGCUUCUUUGCUCGCCCUCAAGGCAGAAGUUGAAGCACAAUCCAAUGUGCCGAUGAAAAUGACAAUCGUGGGUGGUGCAGAGACACACCUACUUGCCCCUGAACUUGCCAGCGCCAACGUAGGAGUCAUUAUUGCCCCUGUCCGUUCGUUCCCUUUCUACUGGGAAGGCCGCCGUGCUCUUGCCGGCCCUCCGUUGACAAAAGAUAACGUUUUGACGACACUGAUCAAGAAUAAUGUUACGGUCGGCAUUGGACACCAAGGUGUCGAAGAGGUCGUCAUGUUGACAGGCUGGGCUGCCCAGAACAUGAGGUGGGAUGCUGCCUGGGCAUCCAUUGACGCCCCGGACGUUAUUGACACUGCAACAGCAUUGAAUAUAGCCUCCACCAAUGUAGAGUCGCUGCUUGGAGUUGGUCGAGACGCUGACACUGUGGACCUGGUAGCUACCACUGGAGGAGAUUUGCUUAGCUUUGAAGGAAAGGUUGUCGCCGUCAUCUCACAAGGUCGUGGUGUAGUUGAUAUUUUUUGAAAGAAAAUACUACAAGCACAGUGUGCGGGUCAUGUGUACUUUUACCUCGUUAUGCAAUCAGAACGUCUUUGAUGAUGU